AUGUCAUUUGAAGGAUUAUAUGCUGUAGAUUGGUGCUAUGAAAUUUUAAAUCAUGGUGUCUAUUCUCUAGCUAGUGAUUAUUGCACUUUUUUAAAAAAUCAAAUAAAUAAUGAAGCAACUUUUGAAAAUUUUAAUGAUUCACAAAAUAAAGAAAAAAUUCGUUAUAAUGAUGUAAAAAUGAAUGAUCAAUUUAGAGUUAAGAUAAAAAAAGAAGGUAAUUCAACUGAUUUUAUACAUGCAAAUUAUAUCUCUACACCAUUUAUGAAAGAUAAAUUUAUUGCUACACAGGGACCAUUACUAACAACACGAAAAGAUUUUUGGAAAAUGAUUAUAGAAAAUAAUGUAGAAACAAUAGUAAUGUUAUGUGGUAAAAUUACUUUUAAUAAUAUUACUAUUAAAUGUCUUGAAAUUGGACCAAUAUCAGAUAAAUGUAAAGAAGUUACAAAAACAUUUCUUGAAAUUAAUUAUGAAAAUAAAAAUGAAUUUAUGAUUCAUUUUAUAUGUCAUUAUUCUUGGACCAAUUGGCCUGAUAGGUCAGUACCUAAAGAUAUAAAACCAUUAAUAUUAAUAUUAGAUUCAGUUAGGCAUCAUACAACACCUAUUGUAGUUCAUUGUUCAGCUGGAAUAGGAAGAACAGGUUGUUUAAUAGCAAUAGAACAUUAUUUAGAAAAAGUUAUAUCUAAUAAAAAACUUGAUAAUGGAAUUUCAUAUAUAAACUUUCUUAGAACCAUGAGACAACAUGCUAUACAGACUGAAAAACAAUAUGUUUUUAUUCAUUAUUGUAUUCUAAAAGUAGUUAUUGGUAAUUUUAAAGAUUUAUUAUCUACAGAUGUAAAAGAAUUAUUUGAAAAAUUUGAAAAAGAUUACGAAACAUUUAUUUAA
Molecule: messenger RNA, 882 nt
Organism: Strongyloides ratti
Lineage: Eukaryota; Metazoa; Nematoda; Chromadorea; Rhabditida; Strongyloididae
Product: Protein-tyrosine phosphatase, receptor/non-receptor type domain and Protein-tyrosine/Dual specificity phosphatase domain and Protein-tyrosine phosphatase, catalytic domain-containing protein
Exons: 2
Coding region: 1-882 (293 amino acids)
Biological process (GO): protein dephosphorylation
Molecular function (GO): protein tyrosine phosphatase activity
Source: RefSeq, a predicted model, not a curated record